CUGCGGGCGGCCGAGAAGUUCAUGGUGGUGGGUACGGGCGAGGCCAGCUGCAAGAACUGCGGCUACGAGUACAAGCCCGCCAAGGGAGACCCCGAGUACCCCGUGUCGCCGGCACGCACGCCCUGCGCGUGGCCCCGCCUGCAGCAACUGCCAGACGACUGGCAGUGCCCGACUUGCGGCGCCGCCAAGUCCCUGUUUGUCUCCAAGCAGCUGCAGGUGGCGGGCUUUGCGGAGAACCAGGGCUACGGGCUGGGCACCAACGCCAUGACGGGAGAGCAGAAGAGCUUGCUCAUCUUCGGCAGCCUGGCCGCCUUCUUCGUCCUCUUCCUGCUGGGCUAUGCGCUGCCAUGA
Messenger RNA from Chlorella variabilis, 351 nucleotides. RefSeq lists its product as hypothetical. The record is from RefSeq and is a predicted model, not a curated record. NCBI's taxonomy places the organism in Eukaryota, Viridiplantae, Chlorophyta, Trebouxiophyceae, Chlorellales, Chlorellaceae. The annotation marks the transcript as partial. Gene Ontology annotation, cellular component: chloroplast. The transcript is spliced from 3 exons. Gene Ontology annotation, biological process: alkane catabolic process. Gene Ontology annotation, molecular function: iron ion binding; electron transfer activity.